Aureobasidium vineae is the source of this 1003-nucleotide messenger RNA. The record is from the annotation of a GenBank genome assembly. NCBI's taxonomy places the organism in Eukaryota, Fungi, Ascomycota, Dothideomycetes, Dothideales, Saccotheciaceae.
UAUGGAGCCUCGGCUAGGACCCAUUAAAGAAAACAUAGCUUUUCUAGCUUUCCUUAAGCAUGGAGGGCGAGCUAGUACAUACCUAACGCCUCUACGUCACUAUAAGUUAAAAAAGAUAUCCCAAGGUUGGAGCUGUCUACAUCGAAGAAAAUAUCAGCCAAAAUGGUCUAAUUAUACGUUCCGCGACGAAUAUAGGAUCAUAAAAGGAAAGGCGUUCUACAUGCAACCGUAUCGCCGAAUUCUUAAAGCAUCUGUUAGGAAAAUACUUGGUCGGUUACGGUCGAAACAUGCACAACACACAAACAAGAUCAGGCCUCCUCUACUCCAAAAGUUACAGCAAUUAUUAGAUAUCCUAAAGAAAGACGAUCGUCAUAAUCAUCUCCGAGACAGCUUUAACAAGAGAGCUAAUAAGCGAUUGCAUAUAAGGAAUACUUUCAAGCGUCCAAGCUCUGCUGCUUCAAAUUCUAGAAAGUCAGAAAUGGUUAUCAACCAUGAAAGCAUAGUCGUGGCAUGUACAUUUGGAGAACCUUGUUAUACGCGUUAUCCAAUACUCCGCAACAUUCGGUUCGAAGCGGUGACUAUGUCUAAUUGUCCCAACAAUGAGCAAAGCAUAGACUUGUCCGAACCGGAUAGAGGGCUUUUUAGGUCUUCUUCUUCUCUUUAUACACAGGAAACGCACCAGAAGAUUUCGACCGCGGCACGACAGGAAGGUAGAGUCCAUGCGGAGAUUCAACUUCUUUGUUUCUACGAAAGCUUGGAGUCAAAUCCAGGAAUCAUCAGACCACGUGUUAUCUGCUCUGAAAAGCAUGCUUGCUUUCUUUGUGACAUCUUCAUAAAAGCUCAUGCUCAGUUCUACACGCCCUCAACACACGGGACUUUUUAUCCGCGGUGGAGAUUACCAAAACCUGGAGGAUUCAAGAUUUCAAGCACAAAGAUUAUGUCUACCUUGCACCGUUUCAACAAAUCUCUAGAAGAAGAGAUAAUACAAGACCGCUCAGCCCUG